AUGCCAAACAUGAGCGGAGCUAUUAUUAAGCUGCAUAAAGAAGGAAGAAGGCAAUGUGAUAUUGCGAAAUUGUUAAAUAUCGCAAAAUCUACAGUAUCCCACGUGGUCAGACGGUAUGUAGAGCUUGGACAUGAUGGUGACAGACCUAGAAGUGGCCGUCCAGCAACUGUAAACACCCGCGCCAACAGACAGUGGACCAAGAAGCGAUUCAUGCGUAACCCAAGGACUCCAGUGCGUAAAAUGGCACGACAGGCCGGUCUGAAAGAAACUUCACUUUGCCGUAUAGUCAGAAAGAGCUUGAAGAUGAAGCCGUACAAACUCAAGAAAGUUCAGAAACUUACUGAUGAAAACAAAAAAGUACGGUUUAAAAGAAGCAAAACUCCGAUACACCGGGCCGCUAACGGAAAUUGGGAGCGCAUUUUCUUCACUGAUGAGAAGAUAUUCACGUUGGAACAGGCACACAAACCCUCAAAAUGA
This is a messenger RNA of Bursaphelenchus okinawaensis, 477 nucleotides long. The record is from the annotation of a GenBank genome assembly. NCBI's taxonomy places the organism in Eukaryota, Metazoa, Nematoda, Chromadorea, Rhabditida, Aphelenchoididae.